UAACACAUAACCAAAAAGGCAAUUUUGUCGUGAGAGCUCUCUGUCAAGAUGUCUGCUUUUAUGAAUGAAUAAUAAAUUCAAAAUGUUAAAAAAAAAUUAACUUAUAACUAUUAUUUGCCAAUUAGUUAGUUCUUGAAUUAAUUUAAGUUUUAAGGCAAUUAAAUUGAUAUUCAUCAAAAUUGAAAAAAAGUCAUGGAAAAUGUUGAAACUGAGCAUUCAAGUUCCGCAAGUCAAAGUGAAUCUGGUACAUCAAAACAAUCACACUUAUCAUCAACACAUUGUUCGAAAAACUCGGAUGUCGAGACUGCCGGACCUUCUUGGAUGAGUACAUCUGAGAUACCAUACUUUAGCAACAAUUUAGACAAUUUAAAUACGAAAAUAGAUGCGUGCAAUGUUCCAUUAGGCGAUUACAACUUAUCAUCCGAAUUACAAGACAGGCUUUUAUUAAAAAGUAGCAAAGAACCUGUGGUAAAUGGGACCACAGAGCCUGAAAAUCAUUUGAAUGAUGGUGAUAAAGAAAAUAAUGAUUGCUGUAUAAAAUAUGUACAAUACGAAUCAGAAUUACAAAUGCCUUUUAUUAUGAAAAUUAUCCAAAAAGAUCUUUCUGAACCAUAUUCUAUUUAUACCUAUAGAUAUUUUAUACAUAAAUGGCCGAAACUUUGUUUUUUGGCUAUGUGUGGAGAUAAAUGUGUUGGUGCAAUUGUUUGCAAAUUAGACAUUCAUAGAAAAGUAAUGAGCCGAGGAUACAUAGCAAUGUUGGCUGUAGAUCAAAAUUAUAGAAAUCGUAGUAUUGGUUCUACGUUAGUUAAACGUGCUAUUCGUGAAAUGAUUGUAGGUGGUGCCGAUGAAGUUGUACUCGAAACAGAAGUGACCAACAAACCAGCUUUACGACUGUAUGAAGCUCUUGGAUUUGUUAGAGAUAAACGUCUUUUUCGCUAUUAUUUGAAUGGAGUAGAUGCAUUAAGACUUAAACUUUGGAUAAGAUGAAUUCAUUGUUUUUCUUCUCUAAACUUUGUUUUUUGUGUGUGUUCAAGUUAUUGUUAAUUUUUUUGCCAUUUUUCAUAAUGAAAUGUAAAGCUGAAUUCAUUUUAUAACAUUGCAUUUUAUGUUAAAUGUUAUCUUUGUUAAUGGUUAAUGCAGUCAUAUUUUUUUUUUUUUUUUUGUACAGUGAGCUUUCAACGGGUCUUAGCAGAAUUUAAAUUUGUACUUUUAUUUUUUUAAAUGUAAUAAAUGUGAUUUAUAGUGAAAGAUAGGGCAGUUCAGUUAUUUAACUAUUUUAAUUUACAUAAAACAAAAAAAAAUAUGUAAAAACUACAUUGAAAGUUACAAAUACAGAAAGUAAAUUGUUUUUGUUUAAAAAAAAAUCCAUUACAUGUAAUUUAAAAAUUAACCAUUUUAUGAAGUAGUUAUCAUUUAUCUGUCUAGUUCAU
Molecule: messenger RNA, 1430 nt
Organism: Chrysoperla carnea
Lineage: Eukaryota; Metazoa; Arthropoda; Insecta; Neuroptera; Chrysopidae
Product: N-alpha-acetyltransferase 30-like
Exons: 2
Coding region: 193-987 (264 amino acids)
Biological process (GO): N-terminal peptidyl-methionine acetylation
Cellular component (GO): NatC complex
Molecular function (GO): protein-N-terminal amino-acid acetyltransferase activity
Source: RefSeq, a predicted model, not a curated record